UUGGUGUCCCGUGGCUUUCCUGAGGCUUUUCUUUUGCAGGUGCCCGCAAGGCCAGACUGCGAGACUUGUAACCUGGAGCUUUUCUGAGGCAUCUCCCACCCUUCCGGCCUCUGCCCUCAAGGUGCCUUCAAGGCAAGAUUGUGUCAUGGCGGGCAGAUUCCUUAGCCUGUUCAAGGUGUUCAGGGGGAAAAGAAAGACGGACCCUGGAGCUGCCCCAGCACAACUGCCUGAAGAGCCAGAGCAGUUCCAGCCACAGCAGGAUGAUGCAGCCAUGGACGGGACACAAGAGCAGGACCCAGCCCGUGGCCGUUUCCACAGAGCAGCGCAGAGGUUCCGGAAGUUCCUGGGCAUUCGGCGUAGAAAGAACAACACCACAGCAGCAACUGAGUGUGCAGCUGAGCCUGACUCCGGGCUGACCGAGCUCCAGGCAGAGCCUGAUGUCAGCCCAGAUUCAGCUGAGCACUCAGAAGAUUCUGCUGCUGCAGUGAAUGAUGAGAGCACAAAGGAUGACAUGGCAGUGACAGAGAACGUGGCCAUUCCAAACUCAGAGACUCAGGGCAUUGCAGAUGCUGACAUCACACCUGCUCCCACUCUGAGUCAGGAACUCAUAAUGGAAAAUUUCAAGGACAAUUAUGUUUCUUGUGAGCAGCAGGUACCCAGCCUGGCACCAGAACUGGAGGCCUCCCAGGAUCAUGUGCCCCCUCAAGCCACAUCCACAGGGGCCCCUCAGCCUUUGAGGCCAGCAGAGCAUGACAGGAAGGUGCCAACUAUUGUAAGAAACAUUCACCAGAGUCUCGUGUCCCGUGUCACUGUGGAUGUCAGGCAGCAAAUUGACAUUAUAAGGCUGGCUGAAGAACACCCUGUCGAUGUGGCGCUGACCCUCCUGCGCUGUGCCCCAUCGUGUGACAGAGCUGCUGCAAUGAUGUGGAGAACCAUAGGAUCGUCAGGACCUACAGUGGAGAAAGUGCUGCCAGCACUGCUCUAUGUGAUGGAGAACUGGCCCCUUUGCAGCAUCUGCACCUCUGAUGGGGACGACAAGGACGUUUUUCCCCUGACUGCAACUGUGGCGCUCUGGCUGAUUAUCCAAGUGCCUGAAUGCCACGAGGCAAUGAUCCUUUAUUCUGCUCGCCUGUUUGUGGCUCUGCUGUUCCAUGUUGUCAUCACCACCCAGCAGAUGCCACCAGUGGAAGUUGACAGCAUCUGGAGAGCAUGCCGGGAGCAACACCGCCUUCCCAGCAACCCCAACAGGUUUGCAGUGCAGGCCAUGAAGGCUCUGCUCUGCCGACUGCGAUGUGACAAUGAGCUGAUGGCUAUGGAGCGCAAGCGUGGCUGGGACACGCUGCUCUGUGCCGACACCCAGCACUAUGCCGUGGGUCUGCUGGCCAGGGAGAUGCGCCGUGUCUUGAUCCCCUUCUGUUCCCGCAUUGCACUCCAGCUGCUCAGGGCACUCAUCUGGGAGGAGCCAUGCUGGGAUCUGCCCUUACUGGCAUUCCUUGUGGAGGUCCUCGAGUGUUUGGAUUUGUCUAAAUAUGGUGACGGUGUCCUGGAAAUCGUGUCAAGGCACCUGCAGAGCGAGUGCAGGCAGAGGCGUCACCUGGCGCUCCGAGGCCUCGUGGUGCUCAGCAAGGAUCCCUCGAUGGCCACAAGAAUGUGCAGCCUGUCUCGAAGCCUUCAGAAGCUGUUGGGUGAUGCAGACGGAGACAUUGUUGGCAUGACCCUCCGUGUAUUCAAUAAUAUGCUCAACAAUAAAGACAUCGUGAUAUCCAGCAGCACUGCCCCAAAGCUGGCUGAGGCACUCCUGCUGCUCUUUGACCACGACCACAGCCAUGUGCAGUUGCUCUCCCUUGACCUCUUCUUCAAGGUGAUGGAUUUGGUAGUGGAUGAGGGAAAAAAGCCCCUGGAGAAGAUUUUGAUCCAGAGCCUGCUUCCACUCUACUUCCACUGCCAUGAUGAGAACCGGCGCGUGGCGAAGGCCUCUCGGGAAACACUGCUUCGUGUGGCCGAGUUCCUAAAGAUGAGGAAUCUCAAGCAACUGGUAAAGAAGGAGCAGCUGUCCAAGUUUCCCGAGUGUCUGCUGGCACAGGACAGGAGCCGAGCAGCCGAGCACCUGCGCCGGGCCCGGCCAUACCUGGACAGCCCACAGGAGCCCCUGCAAGAGGAGGCUGUCAGGUUCAUCGAGAUGGUCGGGAUGUUCAUCAGAGGGCAGAAGGAAGACCUCCAGGUCCUCAAUGAGGCCCUUCAAGCCCUGAGGAAGACACCAGUCCAUCCCACUGUAGUCUAAAUAUUCAAGCCCAGUUCGCCAGUGAACGAGUGCCUCAAGAACAGCACCAGGAGACACUGAAGAGGACACCGCCUUCCAGUCCCAGUGGAGAUCCAGGCACAGCUGACACAGCUGAGCCUGUGGGAUGCUCAUGGGACUUCAGCCCUCUCCCUGCUUGUAGAUUGUCCCAGCCUCCAGCCCUCAGACUCUGCCCAUCCCCUUUUUUUCCCUUUACUCUUCCUCCCUUGUGACAGCUCCUUACCUCCAGCCCGCAGACUCUGCCCAUCUCCUUUUUUUCCCUUUACUCUUCCUCCCUUGUGACAGCUCCUUACCUCCAGCCCUCAUACCAUUCCCAUCCCCUUUUUUCCCUUUACUCUUCCUCCCUUGUGACUACUCCUUACCUCCAGCCCUUGUACCAUGACCAUCCCCUUUUUUUCCCUUUACUCUUCCUCCUUUGUGACAGCUCCUUACCUCCAGCCCUCAUACCAUUCCCAUCCCCUUCUUUUCCUUUCCAGCUCAUCCCUUUGCUUCGCCUUCCAUUAAUAAACAGUUUGACUUUUUCACUCUA
This is a messenger RNA of Cyanistes caeruleus (blue tit), 2828 nucleotides long. The record is from RefSeq and is a predicted model, not a curated record. NCBI's taxonomy places the organism in Eukaryota, Metazoa, Chordata, Aves, Passeriformes, Paridae.